GUAAAUUUAUUGGGAGAGGGCCACAGUUUUUGAGGCAUUCUUAGAGAGUCUUUGCACCCACAGAGACUUAAGGAUCAGUGAAGGCUGAUGCUCAGUGAGCAAGAGGUUAUCAAGGUCAUUUCUGCUCCUUGAGGAGCCUGGCCUCAGUCAGCCUUCGGACUAUUGGGUGAAGCAGGAGAUGGUGUGGUCAGUGGCCCUCUUGAAAGAUCUGUUGGAGAAGCCAUCAUGAAGGUCCCAACGAGGCUGGGUGACACUCCAGAAUGGGAGACAAGCCAAUUUGGGAACAGAUUGGAUCCAGCUUCAUUCAACAUUACUACCAGUUAUUUGAUAACGACAGAACCCAACUAGGCGCAAUUUACAUUGACGCGUCAUGCCUUACAUGGGAAGGACAGCAAUUCCAGGGGAAAGCUGCCAUUGUGGAGAAGUUGUCUAGCCUUCCAUUCCAGAAAAUCCAGCACAGCAUCACGGCACAGGACCAUCAGCCCACGCCAGAUAGCUGCAUCAUCAGCAUGGUUGUGGGCCAGCUUAAGGCUGAUGAAGACCCCAUCAUGGGGUUCCACCAGAUGUUCCUAUUAAAGAACAUCAACGAUGCUUGGGUUUGCACCAAUGACAUGUUCAGGCUUGCCCUGCACAACUUUGGCUGACCUCCUCCCAGCCAGGCACUCAUGCUGUUUCCUUCUCCCUCCUCUUCCCGAUACUAUUCACACUCCUCCAGAUGCUCCAAAUAUCAUACACAAAUGAGCAGGGCCAUGGUAGGAGUGGGCGCAGUUUGCUGCUGCUACCUAGGUAUUGUGCAUGAUGUUUGGAUGCUAGGCUAGUUACAUCUGACAGGAGAAGUUUGUGUUGUACCAGCGCAUGCCUUGGAAAGACUUAAGUAAUGCAAAAGGUUGUUUUUGUUUUGUUUUUUAAUCUACUGACAAGUUGCUCUAGUAACCCAAAGAAGUGAAGGAGAAAGCAGCUGCCUCACCACCCAGAUAUUGAUUUGUUCAGAUGUUUCAAUGCCUCAUGAUACAAUAAAACCACAAAAAUUUUCUUAAAAGUUUAAAUUGUUUUAAUUAGUUUAGUAGUUGGCUGGGCAUCAAUAACUACCCUGCCCCAUUGGCUCUCUCAUGUCUCACCCUCCCACUUCUACCCCAGUUCAGCAAUACCUGUUGCAAGGAGAAAACUGCUGAAGCAGCACUCCCAGCUAGCUUCUUUCAGAAGCCCUGUAGGGCAUAGUGUUGCCUUCCCCAGACCACCUGGUCUUGGAAAAGUGAGCUGCAAACAGAGAACUCACAUCUGGCCUGAAGCUUCCCUUGCACUGAAGCCCCUGCAGUCAGUUCUGACACCCCCUGUGACCUCUACACUGAGUAGGGUCAGGACUCUAGUAACAGGACAGAUGACACAGAAUUUCACGAACAUAAAGAGGCCCUGGCAAAAAUGACCCAUCACAUUCAGGCUCUCUAAGCAAAAGUUUGAGGGAGAGGGGCCUAUUUUAUCCCCAGAAGGGUUAGGAUCACAUUCAGGGUGCCCCCAAAACCCCACGCCAAGAAGAGAGCAGUUCACCUGCUUUUGAUAGCCUUGCUCAAAGGCAGGUGCCCAGAACAGCCAGGCUGCAGUGCCUACAGAUGUAGGCCUAGUUGGUUGGAGUGUAGACUUAGAGCUAUGAAAGAGGGCAAUCAGUUUGAGGGAUUUGUGCUCUAGGAUUUCUCACCCCUCAGACCUCUCUGCAAGGCAUCUUUAGGCCUCCUUUUGCCAUCCUCACCACACAGCUUCUCACUGUCUUCAAAUCCCAGGAAGUCUUAGCUAUUGAGGCAGUUUAUGCUCCUCAGUUUUGGGGUACAGAGGCCUUGCCCGUGGAAAAUCUAGCCCUGAGACCUGGUGGCAAGGUAGCAAUCACAGGCUAAAAUCAAACCCAGGACUUGGGCCGGUGCCCUUUUAGGGGCUUUAGGAUUGGUGAGAGCACCACAGCUGUGCCUGAAUUUCUGUAUCCCCCUUUCCCUCUACUGUGGAUGGAGGUCAAGGACUUCCUCAGGUGCCCAGAGGUUGCCUGGCUAUACUGGUCACAGGGCUGGACCAUGUGCUGUUUGAGAAGAGCAUAUUUACAAGAUUUCAGUGGGAUUGAUAUCUAGGCUACUAUGUAUUCAGGGUUGGGGAAGAGAGGUAGGUGCUUGCUGCCUCUUAAACCACCCUGUAUAAAAUCUGCAAUACGGCUUCUUCCAUGUACCUGUGCCUGAAAUGUCUGCAAUAAA
Molossus molossus (Pallas's mastiff bat) is the source of this 2231-nucleotide messenger RNA. It is a transcript of the gene NUTF2, whose product is annotated as nuclear transport factor 2. Gene Ontology annotation, cellular component: nuclear pore central transport channel. The transcript is spliced from 5 exons. Gene Ontology annotation, biological process: protein import into nucleus. The record is from RefSeq and is a predicted model, not a curated record. NCBI's taxonomy places the organism in Eukaryota, Metazoa, Chordata, Mammalia, Chiroptera, Molossidae. The coding region runs from base 261 to 644 and encodes 127 amino acids.